This is a messenger RNA of Cercopithifilaria johnstoni, 771 nucleotides long. NCBI's taxonomy places the organism in Eukaryota, Metazoa, Nematoda, Chromadorea, Rhabditida, Onchocercidae. The record is from the annotation of a GenBank genome assembly.
AUGUUACUCCUACAACACAGGCCAUCUUACUGGGAUUUUAUAGAAACGACAUCAAAGCAUAUACGGCCAGCUCCAAAUGUUUUUGAUUCGAUAGGAUCGGUCAGGCAACGUAUUGCUAUAUUUGAAACACUAUCAACGGAUAACCAACUUAUGUCAACUCGUAAAUCAGAUACUCCACCAGAGUUAACUGAAGUUUCAAAAUAUAAGAAGUACAGUCCUCUUCGGGAAAGACCCAGUGAAGCUCAUAAACCGAAAACACUCCCUGGCAAAUCAGAAAGUGAUCAAUCCGAUGGGUGUAAUGAAACUCAAAAAGGCACGUAUGAGGUACAAAAAUACAAUUAUGAGUCGGAUCGGAUAGCUGCACAGGAAUCAGGUCGGCAUUCCGGGAUUUAUGAACUACAAAAACACAUGCCCAGUGAAUGUAGCGGUACGCCAGAAACAGUAGGGAAUUGGAAAAAAACAGAAAACAAACAUAUCCUGAAAGCGGUUAUUCCGUUAGAAAUUGAUUUGCAACAAACAGUAACGCAAGAAAUAUUUACACAGAAAGGGGAUCAGGAAGCAUAUUUCGAAAUUCGUACAGUUGAAGGAUGGGAAAUCAUUGACGAAGAUGAAAUACAUGCGGUUAAUAAAGAAUAUCUUGCAAAGCAACUUGAAGUCACGGGAAAAGAAACCAAAUCAAAAGGAAGUGUUUGUGCAACACAAAAAAUCCCUGCAAGAAGGAUAACAAUAGAUCCCGAAAGUACUAUUUGCAAAAUACUGGUUCCAGCUUAG